AUGAACUUUGAGGAUCCUUGGAGAUAUUCUGGUAGUGCUAAUGGAUAUACUGCGACGGAAGAGUUGCUGGAGCAGAGGGUUAAGCAGACUGUGAAGGAAUUACCAGGAGAGUCUGAUUUAUGGUGUGAAGUGGUCAUUUUAAUUAGCCAAGAUGAUGAAAACGUUCUUAGUUUUCGGGCAUUAGUUGAAGAGAUUGGCGAUAGAGUCAAUGAAAAGGCCCAGACAGGUGUUACUUUACUCAUUUACGCUAUUGUUUACAAUCACCCUACUUAUGUUGAGUUGCUACAUGAGACUGGAAAAUUGGAUGUGAACAUUCCUGACGACUUAACUACCUACUCGCCCCUGAUGUGGUGUUUAACACUUAAACGAAAAGAAUGCUGCGUUGAACUUCUUAAUUAUGACGAUGAGUUAGACUUGAGCUAUAGGAAUGGUAAUGGGGCUACUGCAAUUGAUUUGCUGUUACCCGGUUCUGAAAUGUAUGAAUUCGCUAAGAACCAUAGAAUGCAGAACUUAAGUGUCAGUGCUACAAGUCCGAUAUCUUCCACUGUUGAUCUAUAUACCGGUCCUGCUCGGAAUAUGGAUGUUGAAGACACAUUAGAUAAUAUUAAAUUGCAAGUUGCCGGUCUGAACCUUAACGAAGGUGAAAAUGCUGAUUUAUACGUUCCACCCAGUAACAAUAAUUCUGAGGCCUUGAAUACGCAGGUCAUGUUUGACUUCGAAAAUUUGAUUCAAGGAGAGUACGUGGAAUUUGCAGAAUAUGACAUUAUGAAGAUCCUAGAUCUUUUAAUCUCUUUGCCUCAAAAACAACCGAAUGAUCCUGUUGCGCCAGCGGCGUUGAUAUUCCAAUGUUUAAGGUAUGCACAUAGGAAGGCAGAGAGUAAUAUUUUAGUGGAUAAGAUGUUCAAUCUGUCGCUUACCAGGAUUUUAUCUUCACAACAGAGUACGACAGGUGGUGUUGUUACCGACAGAAAGGGCGAUAUAGUAGAUCAUUCCUACUGGCUAAGUUGUCUAACUUUUCUGUACUACUAUCUAUACCGUGAUGAGAGAUUUUUCAAGAAAUAUCCAAUCCUUUUACAAGAUUUAAUCAAUGCUAUGCAGACCUUAAUGAUAGAAAUAUGUUCAUCGGUAAUGUCUCGUGUGAAGGACCUAAUAGUCCCUGCUAUUUUAACUCAUACCACGAUUUUUGACGUGAAGGAGACACUCUAUAAAAAGGACUGGAACUUCUUUAAGAAGAGAAAGCAACCUUCGAAGAAGAUGAGGAGCUCCUAUGACGAUAUUCUGCAUAUGCUGUAUCCACCAUCUAUGGAGGAACAGAUGAAAGUUUCGCCCAUUAAGAUAGUUCAAAUUUUUGGUGCAUUGUCUUACGUUCUUGAAUUGCACCACAUUCAUCCAUUUUUCUACAUCCAGUGCAUUUCGACCUCUAUAAAAUGGUUUUCAAACUCUGUGUUCAACCACAUUAUCACAAGUAGAAAAUACCUAUCGAGGGCCCAGGCGAUCCAAAUUCGUUUCAAUCUUUCCGCAAUUGAGGAUUGGAUUAAAAACCAUGAUAUGAAAGUCAACUAUUCUACAAUGAUUGACACGUUUAUUUGGGAACGAUUCCCUUACACUUUGAUAAAACCCGUAUCUGAAAUCAAUUUGAAAAUGAAGUCAUUAAGAAAUGUUACUAUGUAUACUCCUGUCGAUAAUGACAAUAUUCCAAUUCGCGAUAAUCACAACAGUUUAUUUUAUCACCAAUCUCUUUACCGAAUUUCGCAGUUAUACAUGGAGCCUUUACUUCAAUUACUGCAAUGGUUACAGGUAGCAACAAGCUUGCAAGACGAUGAGUCUCUAACGUAUACCAUGGGUCUGUUAAGUGUACUAACACCAGCGCAAAUGCUGAGAGUUGUUGAGAAGUACAGAUACGAGGUUGAUGAACAUCGGUUUAAAUCUCCCCUAAAGAAAUUAUUAUCGUCUUUAGUGAAGAAGGGUAGCGAGGUUCUUUUGCCUGAAAGUUCGCAUAUAUUAGUUAUUCUUCCGAUGAUGAAUGAGCUAAUAGAAGUUUAUGUUUCCUGUGACAACGCAGCAAAGUUUGUUCCCCUACUAUCCGAAAAGCUUCAGGAUGAGAUAGAACUCCUCCAUGAGCAUAAUAUGCGUGAAAGAUUAAUUGAUGUGAACCCAGGCCAUCGCAUCAAUGGUGAAUUAUCUACUCAAAAAGUCGAGCCUGUCAUCUCAAGUGGGGCUGAAAAUUAUAAAACCGAAGAUGACAGUGCUAGAGCGGUAGAACCCCGUUCAGCUUUUUCAUUAAAAGAACAAAGUAAUUGGUCUUCUACAGUAGACUGCGAAAAUAAUCCAUGGUAA
Messenger RNA from Eremothecium sinecaudum, 2337 nucleotides. RefSeq lists its product as uncharacterized. Gene Ontology annotation, molecular function: GTPase binding. The transcript has a single exon. The record is from RefSeq and is a predicted model, not a curated record. Bases 1 to 2337 code for a protein of 778 amino acids. NCBI's taxonomy places the organism in Eukaryota, Fungi, Ascomycota, Saccharomycetes, Saccharomycetales, Saccharomycetaceae.